Messenger RNA from Volvox carteri f. nagariensis, 8748 nucleotides. RefSeq lists its product as uncharacterized. The record is from RefSeq and is a predicted model, not a curated record. NCBI's taxonomy places the organism in Eukaryota, Viridiplantae, Chlorophyta, Chlorophyceae, Chlamydomonadales, Volvocaceae. The transcript is spliced from 33 exons. Bases 1 to 8748 code for a protein of 2915 amino acids. Gene Ontology annotation, cellular component: TRAPPII protein complex. Gene Ontology annotation, biological process: early endosome to Golgi transport; intra-Golgi vesicle-mediated transport.
AUGGAUCAGGAAGAUGAAUACGGAGGGCUUUUCUUGGUAUCGGUGGACGAUCUUGGCGCACCUGGGCUGUGGGCAUCCACCAAAGAUCUUCUGGAGUCUCGGUCCGUGCUGCACGGCCUGGUGCUCCGCAACAAACUGGGGCGAGCAGUUACGGUGGACAGACUAGCACUCCAACUGGUGCCCAGUGGCGACAAGCGGCUUCAGCGGCUGCGGCCCUUCGCACACAGCCCCGUUGUGUGGUUCCGUCACCCCUACGCGCACCUGCUGCUGGUGUCCACUUUGAACACGGCCGAGUACCGCAGCGUCCUCAAACCCGCACUCAAACGAGCUAUCGCGGACCUGGAGCGGGACUGGGGGGGCCCGCCGUUGCCGGGGCCGCCGCCGCCGCAGCCCAGCGGCAUGGGCGCCCUGCUGGGCGGCAGCGGCGCUGCCUCCGCCGCCGCGGCGGCACCAGCAGGCAUGCUGGGCGCGGAGUGGUUCAUCGUGUAUGUGCGGCCGGCGGAGGUGGAUGUGGCGGACAAGGCGGCCAGAAAGGUCUUUGACAAGCUCAAGGACGACUUCUCGUCGCGGGGCCGCACCCGGGUGAUUCGAAUCGACCCGCCCAAGGGGUACUCCGCAGCCGCCGUGGCGGCGGUGAUCGGGGCCUCGGGAGCCGCUGGCGGCGGCGGCGGCGGCGGCAGCUGGGCCAACCUGCGUGGUGCUGGUGCUGGCGCUGGCGCCGCCGGGGCCGGGGCCUCCUCCUCCUCUCUUCCCCACCCCGCCGUCGUGGCCUACCCCGGUUUCCUCCCCAGCGCCAUGCUGGGCCUGGAGGAUCUGGAGCUGUGUUUGCGGGAGUGCGUGAGGAACAGCUUUGAGUCCCGACAGGCGGCGUAUAUGGCGGAGGUUCAGCGGCUGGCCAACGAGCGUCGCGACCCCAACUGGUCCUUCUCCUCCCUCUACCUGGUGAAGGACUCCCUGGCGCUGCUGCUGGAGGGCUGUGGACUGCACACGGAGGCGUACAAGGAGUUCCGGCAGUACCUCUUCGCGUCCCAAUCGCGGUUGCUGCUGCGACUGGAGCGCCCGGUGGAUGUGGCGGAGCGGGGCCUGCGGUUCAUCGGCGCACUGGCGGCGGAGCUGAGAGAGCGGGAGCAGGAGGGGGAGGGGGAGCGCGUGCCGGCGGCCGGUGCUGGCGGUGUACGGCCGCUGUUCACGGAGGCCUGGACUCUGUCGGCCUGCCUUGCCGUGGUGGCGGCUGUGACUGCGUCCGUGUUUGGUCGGGAGACCUCGCUCGCACCGCCUCUGUACGCUAGCGGCUUUGCCGGCGGCGGCGGCGGUGGCGGUGGCGGCGGUGGUGGUGGUGGUGGUGCUCACGCACGCGCGCGCUCUUGGGAUGUGUCUGGUUUCGCUGUUUCCGGAGAUCUCGCCGCCGCGGGACCCGCACCUCGUCCCGCAUCGCGGGGUCUGAGGGCGCCUGGUCAUCAUGGAGCGGCGGCGGAGGAGGCGGCGGCGGCGGCGGGGAUCGGCGGGGGGCCUAAGUCGCGUACGGGAGUCCAGCAACCGGAGGGAGGCCUCGGCGCCUCAUCCUUCCCUCUCCAAGAUGAAGAUCCCGCAGCCGCCGCUGUGGAGGUGCCUGACGGCCGGCCGGAGGUCGUUGCCGACACCGCAGCGGCAGCGGUUGCGGCUGCCGCCGCCGCCGCCGCCGCCUCCUCGGGCCACUUGGACUGGCAGCUGUGGGUUCCCUUCGAGGCGGAGGUUCCCCCCCUGGACCCCACGGCCCUGUGUGGUCAGGCCAUCGCGCCGGGGACGCUUGCGGCAUCGAGACCCACUGACGCCGAGGCGCUGCUCCGCCAGGGGACCUUCCAGAACUUCCUGUUGGCCCUGGCGCACCUCUACAGCUCUGCACUGUCAGCUUUGCUACGAAUGGCGCAGCGUGCGGCGUUGCUCGUCCAUAAGUCGGAGCCGUCGUCACCGGCGCCGGCGUCGGCGCUGGCGGCGGCUGCAGCCGCCACCGCGGCUGCCCAAGGCGCCUCGACGGCCGUGGCGGCCGCGGUUGAUGCCGACAGAAACAGUAGCGGCGGUAGCGGUGCCGUCCCCACAGCCGCCGCUGCCGCCGCCGCUUCUGGUUCUCCGGCCGACGAGUGGGACAGCUUUCUGGAGGCUUGGCGUCACGGGCUUCGGGAGCUGGCGCCGCAGUACACGUGUAGAGGCGUUGUGGGCAUGUUUGUCGACCAGGAGGAGGACCGCCAGUUCGAGGCCACUCCGCAGCAGCAGCUCACACAGCUGCAGCUGCUGAGACAGGCCAUCUCUGGGGAGGUGGCCGGCGCUGCGGGCGGCGAGCGGCCGGGGCCGGGGGUGGGAGGAGCGGCGCCGGGCCCGGGGCCGGGGGUCAGCAGCUUUGGCCCCCUGUCGCGGUGGGGCGGGAACGUUAUCACUCCUCGGGGCGACGGCAGCCCGGCGGCGAAUUCUGCCGUAUGGCUGUCGCCGCCGGCUGGCGGCGCCGCCUCCUCCCUCAACGAUAUGCCUCCGCCAGGGGGCUAUCGUCAGCACACCCGAUCCGAGUCGCUCUACUCGGUUAGCAUCGCAGGCGGGCCCACGGCCGCUAGCGCCGCCGCCGCGGCGGCAGCGGCGCCGGCGGCGCCCGCCGGCGGCGGCGUCACCGACCCAUGGGACACCACGACGCCGCAGCCCGCGGGCAGCGGCGCCGCAAGAUCCACUGCAUCCUCGAAAAUUGCAGCGCCUGGUGGCUGCCGUACACAGAUGUCCUCUUGGGCGGCGGAUCCGGAGCUGUUGUCCGUGGCGCCGUCGCAGGCUGACGGACGAGGCGGCGGCGGCGGCGCCGCCGCCGCCCUGCAGCGGAAGUCCCAUCAGCACCAUCCGCACCACCACCAUUCGUCUUCGGCGGACGGCGCGACGGGAUCAUUCUUCGCCAAGCUGGACGUGUUUGCGAGCAAGGUUUCCUCGGUUCUGGAGCCGCUCAAACCGCAGCGACCCACCCGCCCGUCCGGGCCGGGGGAACUGCCGCGUCCGCGGGUGGUGGAGGAGCAGCCUACGACGACAGCGGACCAGUACAUCCAAGACACGGACGCGGCUGCGGCGGCCGCGGGCGAGCUGCUGCUGCCCGCUGAGAUUGCCUGGCUGCGCGACUGGCGUGCGCGUCUGGCCCUGAGCUCUCCCGGCUACUGCGGUGACCUGGCGCUACAGCUAGCCCUGGCAGCCGCGACUUGCUACAGCCGUGCCGGCCGGCAGCGUGCUGCUGCGCAGCUGUACGGCGAUGUGGGUGCCGUACUGUUGGGCCGCGGUCAGGCGGAGGUAGUGGCGGAGUUGAUGGAGCACGUGGUGUCGCUGGCGCAAGCGGAGGGAUGGUAUGCAAUGCUGGGCCGCGCGCUACCCGUCCUUAUGGCAGCGCAGCAGGCGAUUGGCCACGUCAUGCUGCCGUACACCUGCAUCAAUCGUCGCCGAGUGCUGGAACACGUCCUGUCCAGUGCCGGGUGCCCCCUCUCUCCAGACGGCGGCGGCAGGCUGCGGCGGCCGCCGCUGCCGUCGGCGGUGCUGCAGCUCAGCACGGGCCAGGCCGUACAGGCGGCGCUGCUUCCCGGAUUGACCAGCAGGUUCUACGGCAGCCGCUGCCCCGCCGGCCAGCCCUACCUGGUGGCCCCCGCGCGGCCAGUGGCGCGGCCGCUGCGGCGGCGACACAGCGCCGCCGCCACGGCAGCGGAUGGGGAGAAGCGUUACAGCGACAGGCGGCGGCAACGCCGCCGGGGGAAGCGGGAUCAUUCCUGUGGCGGCGGUGGUGCCGCGCAGUACUUGCGCGUCGGCGACAUGUGCUCCCUUGAGUUGCAAGUGUACAGCAAUCUGCCGACUGCCGUACCGUUGUUGGACGUGCACUUGGUACUAGGGACCCUACAGCCCACACAGCCGCCGCCAGCACCGCCGCCGCCACCACUACCCCAACCGCAAGGCGCCCACAACAGCCAACGCCACGGUUUUCAGCAGCAGCAGCAGCAGCAGCAGAGCCAGACUCACAACUUGCAACAAGCAGCAGCGCAGCAGCAACCCCCCGAGCCGGCAUGGGGCCGUAGCUACAGUGCCACACGCUCGCAGGCGCCGCAUCCUUUCCCACGCGCCGGCACCCUCUCGCCCUUCGGCAAUGUGCAACCCGCUACCUCCAACGCCAUCGCCGCACGCAACAUGUACGGCGGAGAGCUCCCCCCCGGGGCACCUGGACCUGGAGGUUUCGGAGCCGCACCUGCCUGGAGAUCACAUUCCGGCAUGAUCCUUGGCGGCGGAGGCGGCGGUUCUACGGUCAGUCUGGCGGCGGCGGCCCACCCGGCGGCUGCCCCGCAACCGCAGCAACGGCCAACGGCCGCAACUGAUUUGCUUGGGACAUAUCAACCAGCCCUCAGCUUAGACGCCUGGGCGGCAGCGCCAUCGUACGGCGCCGCGCCGUCGUACUACACGCAGCAUCCGCAGCAUGUGCACCCCCAACCUCAGCAAACAGCGGGCAGCGGCGGCAACACUCGGUUAUCGGCAUCGGGAGUGUCGUACACCGCCGCCUCCGCCAUUGCCCAAUCAUGGGGUUCCGCCGCGUCAUUGCAGCAGCAGCAGCCACUGCCGGUAAUACCCAACUCGCCCACAAUGGCGCCUAGCGGCGGUGGCGGCGGCGGCGGCGGCGGUUACUCAAGGUUUACCAACGCGCCUCGCGGCGGUGGCGGUGGCGGUGGCGGUGGCGGCGUUGAGCGAUAUAUACCUAGCAAUACAAGCAGUAGCCUGUCGUUGGGGCCGAUGACUCACACAGGUGGCGGCGCCGGCACCGUCACCGGCGGCGGCGGCAGUUACAGCAAUGUUUCGGAGGCGACGGGGCUGGUACGGCGGGCUCCGUCCUGGGCGGGUAAGAACAUCCCGCCACUGCUGACAGCGCGAUCGGAGGGCAGGGAGGCGCGGGGCGGUGGUUGGCGGACACGCUCUCAGCUGCCGCGUCCUUGGCCCAGGUCCCCGGGGCCGCCGCGUUGGGCAGUGUGGGACACAACCGUGUUCAUAGAGGGCAUGGGUAGCUUGAGGUUCAUCCUGGUGUCCAAUGAGGCAGAGGUCCGGAAGGCUGGUGGCGGCCAGAACUUGAUGGUGGUCAACCAGGUGGCAGAGGAGGUGCAGAAGCAGGCCACCCCCCUUCUGAAGAGGGUUGUCCAUGGGUGGUUGAAAGAGCGCCCACAUCUAAAGCAAUAUACAACCAACGACAGCAUGCUCCUUUGCAGGCUGAAGGCCAUCAAAGCCAUACACAGCUCAACACCUUCAGUGAAGCUGGCAAGCUGCACAGCCAUGGCCAAAGCUUUGCACCGGAGUGCAGAGCUUGCUCCGGUGGCUUCUGCAAUCAAGGAGCUUAAACUGAAGCGGCCGCCAUUGAGUGCCACAAGUCCAGAAAUGACACCUGUACAACUGGCCAAGGCCACUGCAUUCGAGCGGCUGCAGCCCCCAGGGAAGCGCGUCCGCGGCGACCCAGGACCGGGCUGGGCGGCGGGAGACGACCUGGCGUGCCAUCACCUCGUUGAAGUACGGCACGUUCAGGGGCCUGGACACACAGCCACCGGGACCACAGGAGGAGGAGGCGGCGGUGACGGCAGUAGCGGCAGCAGCCCCGAGCCCGCAGCCUCGUCCAGCAUGACCGGGGUCUCUGCAGAUUCCCGUACUGUCGUACUCCAGCCGGGCCUGACACACCUCACAUUCCGCAUCGCGCCGAUGCGGCCCGGCCUGUACUUCGCCCGCCACCUAUCCGCCUCUGUUGGAUCGUACGAUCUCCGUAUACCUGUCGUACCGGCGGGCCAGCUCGCAGCUGACAUACGCGCGCUGACAAGCGGCUGGUCCGGAUUCGUGGGGCUGGGGGCCAGGGCCGCGGGGGCCGCGGGUUCGGGCGCGCCGGGGGCUGGCGGCAGCUUUUCCUUUGGCGGCCUGGGUUUGAGCGGCUCGUCCAUGUGUACGGCAGCGGCGAUCGCGCAGCUUGGGCGCGUGGAAGGUGGUGAGGUACGGCACCUGGAGGUAGCUCUCCAUGUGGGCCCCCUGGUCCCCCGGCUGGGGGUGGCUCCCGUGGCGGUGGGGGGGGGACUGGCGGCGGGGCUGCCGCAGUGGCUGGGGGUGGCGCUGACACCGCUGGACGCGGACCCGGAGGCGGAGGCGGCGGGGGCAAGGUGCAGCAGCAGCAGCAGCAGCAGCAGCGCCGAAGAUGAUGACGCAGGUGAUCAUGGCGCUGACGACGAGGAGGGCCCGGGUGGCGAUGCUGCCGCCGGCGGAGAAGGAGGGGGAGGACGACGACGAGGAGGUGCCAAUCGCGGUGGCUUGCAGUACGUACGGGUACAUGUUCAGGCCCGGGCUCAGUCCGCGUUGCGAGUGGGGGAGUGGUGUCCCCCCGCCGCCGCCUCCACCCCCCAGGUGCCCCUCUCCGCCAUGCCCUCCAUCCCCUCCACGGGCGGUGCCCCUCCGCCCCUCGUUGUUGAAGCACAAGGCGGCGGCGGUGGCGACGGCGGCACCCUCCCGCCCCUCGCCGUCACUGGAUUCGCAAGCCCUGCCGUGGCCGCCAUGGCCGCCACUCCCUCCUUUAACCAUCACCAUCUUCCAUGCCCGGACUACCCAGCUCAGCCCGGCGCCUUGGCUGCUCCGCCGACAUUUCGAAGGGCUGAGGCGGCCGGACACUGCCGAGUUGCCGUCAUUGACUUGCAGCGAGUGGCGGUGGACCAAGCGGCGGCGGCGGCGGCGGCAACGGCGGCGCCGCCGUCCCGGAUGACGUCGCAAUCAUCUUCAUCGCGCACUCCGCCGCCGCCGCCGUCGGGCGGCGUGGACAGUUCCCUUGUGUGUAGCGGCAGUACGGGCGGCGGUGGCGGCGGCGCCGCUGGUUGUACGGCUGUUGGCAGGGUGGCGGAGGUGGCGGAGGCGCAGUGGACGGUUCACAGUCGCCAGGGGGUAGAUCUGUCGCAGGUCCUUGCGGGCCCGCUGAGCUCCCCCGUGCUGAUGUGGCUGCCCGUGUGGGUGCCCCCCGCCGCCCCGGUGAUGGGACCAGACGAUAAGGCCCCGCUGGAUGUGGCUCCGGAGUUGGUACGAGUACAGCAGGCUCACGCGGGAGUGACGUCAUCACGGUACGGCACCGCUGGCGGGCUGAACGGCCGGAGGUUCAUCAGCCGGCAGGGCGCCGCGACGGUAUCAGGCAACGGGCGGGAAAGCAAGCCCACCGGCGCAGGUGCGGGCGGCGGUGGCGGCGGCGGCGGCGGCGGCGGCGCAACUACGCCACCCCCUCAACCGGGGCCCAAGAGCCAGGUGCCAGGAGGCCAGCGGCCGCUCCCCCCUGUGGAGCUGGAGGUGGUGGUGGAGGGGCUGCGGGGUGGCGUGUGGCGCUCACAGGCGACCUCGUUGGCGGUGCCGCUGCAGCAGCCCUUCAGGGUUCGAACCACGGCCUAUCAGCGCCCAGACAGCCAGGUGCUGGUGUCCGUGAACGCGACCAGCUGCCUGUCCUUGCCCGUACUGGUGACGGAGGUGGUUCUGGAGCCGCAGUACGGACUGGUGUUGGGGUUAGGCGAUGGCGGCAGCGGCGGCGCCGUUGGGGGCCACCUCCCGUCGCUAAUCCCCGGGCUACUGCCGCUGCAGCUGGGCCCCCAACAGGGGGUGAGCUGGGCCUUCAUCCUCAGUAGGGCGGCAGAGGCCCUCCAGGAGCCCCCCGGGCUGCAUGAGGAGGACUGCUGCCUGCUGCACAUGACGUUCAGUGUGCUGCCCCCACUGGCUGGCUCGGUCCUCGCGGCGUUCGAAGUGCCGGGCAACUCGCCACAGCAGGUCGGCAGGUACCCGUAUCCUCUGCCGCCGCUUUCGGCGCCACCACCGGCUCCCCCCGCGGGCGCCUUGCUGGGGGAUGGAGGAGCUCUGACGCCAAGUGGCUCGUACAACGAGUCGAGCGUCGCCGCGGCGGCGGCGGUAGUGUCGGCUGCCAGCCCCAGCGGUGCAGGCCACGGCGUGCAGGGCUACGGCCUUCAGCCCCGUGCGUCGGCCGCUCAGCAGCAGCAGCAGCAGCAGCAGCAGCAACCGCCGGCGUCGGCGCUGCCGCCGCCGGCGGCUGCCAGCACCAACUGCCCUAACAUCUAUAGCCACAACGGCGUGUACGCGCUGGCGGCGGGUGCACGAAUGUACGACGGCAGCUUGGGUGGCGGCGGCGGCUGUGGUGGUGGUGCGAGGCUCGGCUUCACACACGGCUUCAUCCUGGAGUUCCCGCCGACCAACGCCCUCACCCACAACUUGGUUUCGGUGCGGCUUUUGGGCCCCCACGCCGCCUCCCUGGGUCAACCCACGCAUCUAACGUGGCUGGUGACGCGAGUCUCUUCGCCACCUGCUGCCCCCCCUGGCGGCGCCGCUGCUGCCGCCGAGGACGCCGAUGUCGCGGUGUACGAGGUCAUCGAAGCAACAGACGCCGCUGACGGUGGCGGCGCCGGCGCGCUGCCGGGCAGCGCGACGGCCAUAGCCACGGCCGCUGUUGCUGGCGGCACGAUGGGCGGCGGCGGCGGCGGCGCUGCUGCCGCCGCCGGUGCUGGUCCCUGGCAGUGGCGCCAGGCGUUGGGCUGUCGGGGCAGUAUUCGACUGGGACAGGCGAAAGGCAGUGUGGCGGUUGUAGAGGCGGUGAUGUUGCCGGUAGUGCCUGGGUUGCUGCGUGCGCCGGUGCUGAGGCUGCGCGGGCUCCGGGAAGUGCGGGACGAGGACGCGGCGGCGGCGGAGUACGUGGUUGUGACGUCACCGCUGUCGUUGUAG